This is a messenger RNA of Lactuca sativa (garden lettuce), 2781 nucleotides long. Its product is annotated as DEAD-box ATP-dependent RNA helicase 31. Gene Ontology annotation, molecular function: nucleic acid binding; RNA helicase activity; ATP binding. The record is from RefSeq and is a predicted model, not a curated record. NCBI's taxonomy places the organism in Eukaryota, Viridiplantae, Streptophyta, Magnoliopsida, Asterales, Asteraceae.
UCGUCAAGACCUUAAACCCUUUUCUCAGAAGAGGGCCUAAACCCUAUUCUCUAGGUCUACCCUCCAAAAUUUUCCCUCUGUUUCCGCCGCUUACACAAAGUCUCCGGCACCAUUUUUCUCGUUCUUACAUCCCUCCCAUUCCUCUUCCUUCACAAACCACCACACCUCCUAUCACCGCAAAAUCUUGGCUUCCAUUUCUACUGUAGCAUGCCCUUCAACUUCUUUUCACCGCCACACCUCCGUCUCCUUAACUCGUCUUCAUUCCUCGUAACCCGGUUCAUCAUGAAAUCAAACCCAUCAGUAUCAAAGGGAAACGAGGUUUUCACUCGGGUAUUUCCUCACAAAAUGAAGUACCAAUCGUCCUCACCAGUUAAGAAAUUAGGGCUCCCUAAUCUGAUAACGACAGCUCAAUCCCAGUUGCAGUUUUCGACAAGGGCUUCCAAACACGGCUCUGAAGAUCGGUCGGCUAAGAGCUUAAUUGAAGAUGAAGCUGAACUUAGUGACUGGGUUAGUGAAUUGAAGUCCGACUCAUUUAAAAAAUCUCGUUUGUAUAGCGAAAGCGACGAUGGUGAAAACGAUUGGGGAGGUGGUGCUGGCUCAACUGUUAAGAGAAAGCGAGAGGGUGAUUCAGACAGAGAGAGGGGACGAGGAGGAAGUAGGGGUUCUUUUAAUGGUGAUUCGAGGGGAAAAGGGCGUUCUGGUGGUGAAUUUGGAAGGAGAGAUGAUGGGUUCGUCUCCAAAAGGGAGAAUGGAUUCGGAAAUGGAAGAGGAGGGAGGGAUUCUGGUAGUUCAAGAGGGCGAGGGCGAUUUGGUGGUGAAGUAGACAGAAGAAAUGAUAGAUUUUCUCGUGAUAAAACAAAAGAGGAUGAUGGGUUUGUGUCAAAAAGAAGAGACGAUAAUUUCAAUGGCAGGGGGAGAGGAGGAAGAGGAGGUGGCGUAGUAAGAGGUGGUAAGAGCAUGAGUAAAGCAAACUUGAUGUCGUCUGAUCAAGAUGAAGAUGAUGAAGAAGAGGAACAUAAGAACAUUACCAGUAAGUUCAGAGAAUUGAUCAGCGAUGAAGAUGAUGACGAUGAUGAAGAUGAAGACCUCGAUGAUGAUGUUGAGGUAUUAGGAAAUGGACAUUCAGUGAAAAAUGUUGCAUCGAGUUCACCUAGAGCUUCACCUGAUGGAAGCGAAUCCUAUCUGAGUGGAACAAGGUUUGAUCAAUGUGCAGUUUCACCACAAUCUCUAAAAGCAAUUAAGGAUGCUGGCUAUGAAAAGAUGACUGUUGUUCAGGAGGCAACACUUCCUGUCAUUCUUAAAGGGAAGGAUGUUUUGGCUAAGGCUAGAACAGGAACUGGAAAAACUGUUGCAUUUCUUCUCCCAUCAAUCGAAGUUGUUGCAAAAUCGCCACCUGUCAGCCGUGAUCAAAAGCGUUCUCCAAUUCUUGUCCUUGUCAUAUGCCCUACAAGAGAGCUUGCAAGUCAAGCUGCCAUGGAAGCCAAGAAAUUACUAAAAUACCAUCCUUCCAUUGGUGUCCAAGUUGUCAUUGGUGGGACCCGCCUUGGUCUUGAACAAAAACGCAUGCAAGCAAGCCCAUGCCAGAUCCUUGUAGCGACACCUGGCAGGCUGAAAGAUCAUAUUGAGAAUACUGCAGGAUUUGCCACUAGACUAAUGAGCAUCAAAGUCUUAAUUCUUGAUGAAGCUGAUCAUUUAUUGGACAUGGGAUUUAGAAAAGAUAUUGAAAGAAUCAUAGCAGCUACACCAAAACAAAGACAAACUCUUCUAUUUUCAGCCACUGUCCCACCUGAGGUACGCCAAAUUUGCCAUAUUGCUUUAAAAAGAGACCAUGAAUACAUCAACACUGUCCAGGAAGGUAGUGAAGAGACCCAUACACAGGUCCAACAAAAACAUUUAAUUGCUCCACUGGAUAAGCAAUUUUCGAUACUGUACACUCUCCUAAAAGAUCAUAUUGCAGAUGAUUCUGACUAUAAGGUUCUUGUGUUUUGCACGACUGCAAUGUUUACAAAACUUGUUGCAGACUUACUUGGUGAGCUGAAGUUAAAUGUGAGAGAAAUUCAUUCAAGAAAGCCACAAAGUUAUAGGACUCGAAUUUCAGAUGAGUUUAGGAGAUCAAAGGGUCUUAUUCUAGUAACAUCUGAUGUGUCAGCACGUGGGGUCGAUUAUCCAGAUGUCACACUUGUCAUUCAGGUUGGGGUUCCAGCUGAUAAAGCUCAGUACAUUCAUAGGCUUGGAAGAACAGGGCGUAAAGGGAAAGAAGGUGAAGGGAUAAUAAUGUUAGCACCAUGGGAAGAGUUCUUUUUGUCUACUCUUAAAGAUUUGCCAAUUUCAAAAGCUGCUUUACCUUUAGUGGAUCCGGAUACAAAGAAAAAGGUGGAGAAGGCGUUGUCUAAUGUGGAAAUGAAGAACAAAGAAUCUGCAUAUCAGGCAUGGCUUGGGUAUUAUAAUUCAAAUAAGACGAUUGGGAAGGAUAAAUAUAGGCUAGUAGAGCUUGCUAAUGAGUUUAGUAGAAGCAUGGGGCUUGAUAAUCCACCUGCAAUUCCAAGACUUGUUCUUGGUAAAAUGGGGCUCAAGAAUGUUCCAGGAUUGAGGUCUAAGUGAAAUUUUGACAAAUUUUGUUAAUGCUUAUCAAUUUUACAAACAAUCUUUUGUAUUGAGUUGAUUGAUGAAAAGUGUUCCAUCUUUUUAUUAGGAAGAAAUGAGCUUGUUAAUGGUUGAUUGAUGAUUGUUAUAACAUACUGAUUUUUGUUUUCUAUAGAAAUUACAAGUUUUGAUUGGGUG